CGAGACAGUGUAGAAGUUUAUCGGUCCUAAGGUGUGUACUCCACUCAUAGUGGUCAAGAUAUGGUGGAUAAAUCCCUCGCCCAGCUCGUCUGGAUUAUCUGUAUUUUCGGACUGGUCAGUGGACACAGAUGGGGUAGAGAUCGGAAGUCAGAGUACUUAGAGGAUCACUGCAGCAACAAGAUCAAACUGCCCUUGUUUCAGAGACUUGCGUUGACACGAGACUUGUUUUACAAACAAGGAUGGCACUGUGACGUCACACUAGAGGCACCAGCUCAUCACGUGGUGUCGAUCUCGUUCCAGAAGUUUGAUAUUGGUCGCUCGAAAUUAAUUAUAUGUGACGAUGUGCUUAGGAUCUAUGAUGGUGCUAGCAUCAAAUCGUCGGAACUGACACCUACACAAGGUCUUUGUGGUCAGAUACUACCAAAACAGUACUUGUCCAGUUCUGAUACACUGACCAUCAGAUUCAAAAGUCAAUAUGUGACAUCGAGCGAGGGGUUCAUCAUCGAUGCUACGUCACUUGGAGUCGUUGAAAAUAAGUCUGAUUCUGAUUCCUGUCCAAACAAUGACUUCAAGUGCAUGGAGACAUUUUGCCUGGACCGAAGUUUGGUAUGUGACGGUGUGCCAAACUGCCGCGACAAAUCGGACGAGUCUGCUGAACUCGCUGGAUGUCCAGGUUUGGAAGCUGGUUGGAUCGACAUGAGCGUCGGAGCGAAGGUACAUGUAGCCAUCUUUGUCUCGGUUACCCUCCUUCUCAUCGGAGUGUGUUGUUUGGUUCUCUACUGCUGCUGUUGUCCUGCAUCAGUUAAAACUGUCUAUGUGCCUUACAAAAAGAUUUAGACAGAGAUUAUAUGCCAACCUUUCUUCUUAUCAAUUAUAAAUCGCUGAUAUGAUCAAAGAUGAUUACGGAAUAGCAGUUAGGGUCCGUAAUACUGUAUCCGAUCCCCCAGAAGGUCUGAAUGGAGUGGUCUCGUCCCCCAAGAAAAAAUCAUAGGAUUCCCAAUAGUCUGAAUACCUUUCUCUACCGUCCGGAAAACAUUUAUCAUAUAUAGUGGCCACCAUGUUUUUCAUAGAUAUCAACACCAUCACUGGUCUGGAUCAAAUGUUUCACUUCGUUAUCAGUUGGGGGCGGCCUAUAGGUGUCCUCCCCGUCCGUCUGGCCGUCUGUCUGUCAGUCCGUCCACUCAUUUUUCUACUUUUUUUUUCUCAGCCUUGCUUCAAAAAAUAUUGGUUAACGUUGGAAAGUAACCUCAGUAUAUGAGUAGCUACAGAUUAAGUUCGAGUUUCAGGGGUUCGGGGGCAAGGUCAAGGUCACUGUUACUUUUUCUAGCGGGGGCCGGUAGGGGAUAUGUAUUGUUUAGGAAUACCCAGCAUGCUUGUUUUCUUAAUUUUCCACUGAAAUGUUGAUUAUUUGUGUUUUGUCUCUGCGAACUCUACCAAUGCAUGAAGACUUUGUAUCCAGAGGUUUAUCCUUAAAUACCAUAGGUUUGAUAGUAUUGAGACUUUGUAGCCAGAGGUCUAUCCUUAAAUACCAUAGGUUUGAUUGUUUUGAGACUUUGUAGCCAGAGAUCUAUCAUUAAAAUGAUGAGUUUAAAGAUUAUUUUAAGAAAUGAUGUUUGUUAAAUCAUUUGUAUCUAUGCUCUUUUGUUUAUGAUUCCUAUUUUAUUGUGUAUGUAACAUGGAAUAUAGAAAUGCAAUUUCAUUAAAAAAUUGCUAAGAAA
Messenger RNA from Pecten maximus, 1718 nucleotides. RefSeq names its product enteropeptidase-like. NCBI's taxonomy places the organism in Eukaryota, Metazoa, Mollusca, Bivalvia, Pectinida, Pectinidae. The record is from RefSeq and is a predicted model, not a curated record. Gene Ontology annotation, molecular function: protein binding. The transcript is spliced from 5 exons. The coding region runs from base 61 to 837 and encodes 258 amino acids.